Messenger RNA from Ciona intestinalis (vase tunicate), 767 nucleotides. The record is from RefSeq and is a predicted model, not a curated record. Lineage: Eukaryota; Metazoa; Chordata; Ascidiacea; Phlebobranchia; Cionidae.
UGAUUACUUUUAUAUGAAAUGGUUUGUGAAAAAUGUGAAAAGAAGCUUGGUAAAGUGAUCACCCCAGACCCCUGGAAAUCUGGGGCGAGAAAUACCACAGAAGGUGGAGGACGCAAACUGAACGAAAACAAAGCUUUAACGCAAGGAAAGAACAGAUUCAGUCCAUACAGCAGUGGAAAGUUUGUCAAGUGUCGCGUGUGUAAAAGUUUGGUUCAUCAAAUCGGAGCAAAAUUUUGCCAAGGGUGCGCAUAUAAGAAGGGUAUAUGUGCCAUGUGUGGAAAGAAAAUGAUCAACACAACGAACUAUAGACAAUCAUCAUCUUGAUGGUUCAGUGUUGGAUUGAUUAACCUGAAGCACAAGUAUUGAUUUCAGAAAUCGGUUGUACUGCCCCCAAGGGUGUUCACUAUACCUUGUGACAAAAGAGCACAAAUGCAUGGCCUCAGACUGAAAGACUUUAUUGGAACAUCACAGCUAGCUUUGCAAUUCAGAUUAUAAGAAGUAAUCAACUCAACUUUUGUGUUCUGGGCCUGAAAUAAUGAAAGUUAUUUUGAAUUGUUAGAACAAUUACAGUAAUUAUAAAUAAAAGCGCUUUUGUCUUCUCAAAUGUGGGACAUUUACUGUAAAUGAAAUGUGUUAACAAUGUUAACAUAUCUGCAGUUAAAGAAAUCUGUUCAUUUCGGUCUUUGGUUUAAACAUUGUAUCAGUACAUUCGCCAUGUGUUGAGUGUUAACUUUUUAUGCCCUCGUUUACAACAAUUGUUUUUGCAG